Messenger RNA from Gambusia affinis (western mosquitofish), 1156 nucleotides. Its product is annotated as zinc finger protein 594-like. The record is from RefSeq and is a predicted model, not a curated record. NCBI's taxonomy places the organism in Eukaryota, Metazoa, Chordata, Actinopteri, Cyprinodontiformes, Poeciliidae. Bases 218 to 1156 code for a protein of 312 amino acids. Gene Ontology annotation, molecular function: DNA-binding transcription factor activity, RNA polymerase II-specific; RNA polymerase II cis-regulatory region sequence-specific DNA binding. The transcript is spliced from 7 exons. Gene Ontology annotation, biological process: regulation of transcription by RNA polymerase II.
GCCAGUAAAAAUCAGAAAGAAGAAGAAAAGAAGCAGCAGAGGAAGAAGAAGAAAAAGACAAAGAGGACGGCUCGUGGUCUGCUUUGUUGAAAGCUUGAGUGUUUCUCUAAUAAAAUAUCUUCAGUCCGGCUUAACCGAGUUUAUCAACGAUCAGUUAACUGCUGCUGAAGAAACAUUUACAGAGUUUAAAGAAAUCAUCGUCAAGUCGGAGGAAGAGAUGGAUGAUCAUCGCAGACUGCUGGAUUUCUCCCGGACGCCCCGGAUAAUUUUACACCGUAUAGAUUCCCUGAAGUGUAACGUUCAAAACCAGGAGAGGAGAUCCACUCUGGACCAGGAGGAGUUAGAACCUCUGCAGGUGAAACAAGAAAAGGAAGUGCCAGAAGAUCAUCAGAUAAAAGUGGAAGAGAAAGAAGUUUACUGCAGUCAGGAUUCCCUGAAGUGUAACGUUCAAAACCAGGAGAGGAGAUCCACUCUGGACCAGGAGGAGUUAGAACCUCUGCAGGUGACACAAGAAAAGGAAAAGCCAGAAGAUCAUCAGAUAAAAGUGGAAGAGAAAGAAGUUUACUGCAGUCAGGGUGAAGAACGGAUUGAAUUAAAUCAAGAGACUGAUACCUGCAUGAUGGUUCCUGUUGAUGAGCAAACAAACCACAAUGAAUCAGAACCAAACAGGAACCAAGACGUCUUCCAGGAAUCUGCUGAAUCUGAGAAGCAAAAUCAGGAAAGAAGAAAACCUUUCUCAUGUGUGACCUGUGAAAAGCGUUUCACUUUCAAAUCUGUUUUUGAUGCUCACAUGAGAACUCAUACUGGUGAAAAGCCGUUUUCAUGUGUGAACUGUGGAAAAAGUUUUAGUCGAAAACAGGAGUUAACUCUGCACAUGAUGAUUCACACUGGUGAAAAGCCGUUUUCAUGUGUGAACUGUGGAAAAAGUUUUAAUCACAAACCAAAUUUAACUAAGCACAUGAAUUCCCUGAAGUGUAACGUUUAUAACCAGGAGAGGAGAUCCACUCUGGACCAGGAGGAGUUAGAACCUCUGCAGGUGAAACAAGAACAGGAAGAGCCAGAAGAUCAUCAGAUAAAAAUGGAAGAUAAAGAAGUUUACUGCAGUGUGGCACAGCACAAUUCAGUGAACAAGCCGGUGCUGAUCGGCUCUCAAUAA